This is a messenger RNA of Ctenocephalides felis (cat flea), 2214 nucleotides long. Its product is annotated as poly(A)-specific ribonuclease PARN-like. Lineage: Eukaryota; Metazoa; Arthropoda; Insecta; Siphonaptera; Pulicidae. The record is from RefSeq and is a predicted model, not a curated record. Bases 386 to 2182 code for a protein of 598 amino acids. The transcript has 13 exons. Gene Ontology annotation, molecular function: RNA binding; poly(A)-specific ribonuclease activity; metal ion binding. Gene Ontology annotation, biological process: nuclear-transcribed mRNA poly(A) tail shortening. Gene Ontology annotation, cellular component: nucleus; cytoplasm.
GUGAAUAGUUAUGUAACAGUAUUUCUUUAUAAAAAUGUCUUUUAUAAGUGUUUUUGUAGUGGGUUUGUGACAAGACGUCGAACACUUGGAUAUUGAACAAAUACUUCCCGAAAUUUAAAACUAUACUAACAACAAAACACUUAUAUAUUAUUAGUUUAAUGUGGAAUCUAAAACUAUAAUACAUAAUUUAUUAUAUAUUAUUUAAUAUUAUUAUAUUUUAUUAAUGGCUUGAAGUUGGUGCAAACAAGUUUUGUUUGCUGUCAACUUUGGACAUAACUGUCACCCGGCAUUUAAAUAUUUAAUUUUUAUAUAUUUUUACUAUAAUUACUUUAUAUAUCAGCAAUUAAUGUGAUUUAUAAUCAAACUUUAUACAUAAUUGUGCAACAUGGACGUAACUCGUGAAAAUUUCGAACAAUUACUUCCGAGUAUCCAAAACGAUAUCGACAAAGCUACUUUUAUAUCAAUUGAUGGCGAAUUCACAGGCGUCACAUCCUAUACAGAAUUGACACCUUUUGAUACAUUAACCGAGUACUAUACAAAAUUCAGAACCGGUUCAAAAGACCACUUACUAAUCCAACUAGGACUGUCUAUAUUCACAUACGACGAUGAUACCAAGUCUUAUCGAAACAAAUGUUAUAACUUAUAUGCUUUUCCAAAGCCUCACAGUCGACAGGCUGCUAAUUUUAGUUUUUUAAGUCAGACCUCUUCAAUGAUCUUUCUUGCGGAACAAGGUUUUGAUUUUAACAAACUGUUUAGAUAUGGUAUUCCUUAUUUGACAAAGGAUGAGGAGUCUUAUCUUUAUGAGCAAAUGGAGGAGAAAAAUAAAUUGCGGGAGGCAGGGAAUUUGAAUGAACAGAAUCAUAUAUCUGUACCUGAUAAUGAUAAAGAAUUUGUGGACAAAAUCAGUAAAAAUGUUGAAGAAUUUUUGGAGUCUGAAGAAAACGAAUUAAUACUUGAUCGGUGUAAUUCAUUUUUGAGACGAUUGCUGUAUCAAGAGCUUGAAGCAAGAUUUAAAAAUAAGUUAUUUUUAGAAACACGAACAUUAGAAAAUCACAAUGCAGUUCUCGUAGUACAAAAGGCUUUAACGCCAGAACAAUUAGCUGAAAAAGAAGCUCAACGAAAAGAACGUGAGCAAUGUGAAUUAAAAGAAAGUGUUGGGUUAAGUCGGUUGAUUCAAUAUCUUUCUCAAAGUGGAAAACUAAUAGUUGGUCACAAUAUGCUUCUGGACAUCAUGCAUAUAAUAAAACAAUUUUUUGGACCUCUUCCUGAAGAUUAUCAAGAUUUUAAAGAUUUGGUACAUGAUUUGUUCCCAAGAAUAGUUGAUACAAAAGUUUUAUCAAACGCACCAGUAUUCAAAGAUAAAAUCAACUCAAGUGUUUUGGGACACUUGUUAGCAACUUGUUCAGAGGAGCCUUUUAAAAUUCCUACAAUAGAACAGGAUAACAAAGAGUUCGGUUACAAAGAUAACGAGAGCAAAGAGCACGAGGCUGCCUAUGAUGCUUUCAUCACUGGCAAAUGUUUUUUAAGUAUGGUUAAUUAUUUAAAAAAUACUGAAGAUGAAAAUUGGAGUUUUGAUUUAGAAGUUAUAUCACCGUUUAUAAAUGCUAUACACUUGAUGCGAUUACACGACAUUCCGUAUAUGAAAUUAAACGGCAAAGACGUUGUUCCUUCACGAAAUCAUGUGUUCCAUGUGACUUUUCCCAAAGAAUGGAAAACUACAGAUGUUUCUCAGUUGUUUAGUGCAUACGGAACUGUCCAAGUAUUUUGGCUGACAGAUGGAACUGCUUUUGUAGCUUUGCACAGGAAAGAAAAUGCUUCUGCAGCUUUAAAAGCAUUUUCCAAAAACACUUCAACAAAUUAUAAAGUGCAAUCGUAUUAUCAGUACAGAGGAUUAAAUCAAGGACCGGAUUUAAAUAACACACCAAAGAAUCACAAAGUGGAUUUGAAAGCAGGCAGUCAUUUGUCAUCGAAGGAUGAAGUUUUGUGCAAAGUUGGACAAAAGAGGCGUUUACCAUCAGAGUCAUCAUCCCAAGCGAAAGAAUUUUCAUUCAAACCUUCAGAGCUUGAUAAAUACGGUCCUUCAACAAAAGUACCAAGAAAAGGUUCAAAAUCAGAGUCCGAUGCGGAAAAAAACCAAAAGUCUUCUAGUGGAGUCUUUAAUAUAAGUGACGAUUGGAAUUGACUGAAAAAUUUGUAAAAAAAAAUUGUACAAAC